Molecule: messenger RNA, 690 nt
Organism: Colletotrichum spaethianum
Lineage: Eukaryota; Fungi; Ascomycota; Sordariomycetes; Glomerellales; Glomerellaceae
Exons: 3
Coding region: 1-690 (229 amino acids)
Biological process (GO): transmembrane transport; metal ion transport
Cellular component (GO): membrane
Molecular function (GO): cobalt ion binding; cobalt ion transmembrane transporter activity; magnesium ion binding
Source: RefSeq, a predicted model, not a curated record
AUGCCUGUAUUGAAGGCUUCAAAACUCCGGCUUGAACAGCUGAGUCGAAGAAGCAAAGUCAAGACAGACGAUGUUAUCAAGUCUCUGCACACGUUGAGAAAGGAACUCCGCCAACUCCAUCAUCUUUUUGAGAGCUACAAAACUCUCAUCCGGCGUAUCUGCUGGCCUCGCUCGGUGGACGCAUAUCAAGAGGGCAAAUGUGGUCAUUUCGAGCUCUCAGAAAGCAUGCCCGGCGAGGUUAGUAUAUCCUCGUCGGCUAGAAGUCGCUUCGAGCGCCUUGGGGACAGACUGCAGCUGUUGAUGCUUAACACGAUUCAAGAAUGCUUGGACGAGCAAAAGGCUUUGUCAGACACGUACUUCAGCCUUACGGCCCAGAAGGAUUCGCAAGCCACUGCCCGCCUGAGCAGGAGCGCAACCCUCCUCGCCAAACUGAGUGUCUUCUUCCUUCCCAUCACCUUCAUGACCAGCUAUUUCUCCGUAGAGAUCCCCGACCUGGUGGAGCAUUACACGCCUAAGAUGUACUGGAUCUGUUUCGCCGUGAUCGCCGGGCUUUCCUUCAUCAGCCUCUUCUUCUUCAGCCGUAUGUUGGAGAUCGUCAGCGACACUCUCGAAGAUUGGGCCGAUUCCGUCUCGAGAAAGGCAAGCGGUAUCGCUGGCUGGAAUACACAUGACGAUAGAGAUGAGCGAUGA